CCUGUGACAAUAUUUGUCAUCUUGCAGUGCAAUGGCGAGGACUCUACCUUCAGCUCUGUGUCUCCUGUUUGGACUUAUAUGCCUCCCAUAUACAGAAUGUUGGGAAGCACCCUGGUUUUGUCAUGGAUAUGAGUGUCCCAUGUACACCCUGGUAAAGGAAUAUCAGGGAUUUGAGGAGCGCAGCUACGACGUGAGCUAUUGGAUUGCCACUGAUAUUGCGAGUACCAGCCAGAGUGAUAUAAAGGAUGGAUUUUGGAAACUGUAUUAUUUUAAUCAAGGACAAAACAGUGAGAGUAAGGAGAUUGCUAUGACCAGGCCUGUGCUGGUGUCGGUGAAGGAAGCUGAUGGAAUGGGGGAGAGACAGGUGUCCAUUUCCGUCUUUCAAUCUGACUCAGACAUCCCUGAACCCAACGAUACGACCAUCAGAAAAACUGUUGUACCAGGCGGUACUGUCUAUGUCAGGUCGUUUAGUGGUUUGGCUUCUGAUCAAGACGCCUUAGAGAAUGUGCAGCAGCUCAAAGACGACCUCAGGGCUGCAGGAAAGGAAUUUAUUGAAAACAGGUUUGAUGCAGCUGGCUAUGACGCACCGUGGGAUUUGAUCAACAGGCACAAUGAAGUUUGGGUUCGUGCACCCUGAGGAUCCAGAUUC
Rhinichthys klamathensis goyatoka is the source of this 649-nucleotide messenger RNA. RefSeq names its product heme-binding protein soul2 (gene soul2). The record is from RefSeq and is a predicted model, not a curated record. Gene Ontology annotation, cellular component: cytoplasm. The coding region runs from base 32 to 637 and encodes 201 amino acids. NCBI's taxonomy places the organism in Eukaryota, Metazoa, Chordata, Actinopteri, Cypriniformes, Leuciscidae. The transcript is spliced from 4 exons.